AUGGUCGUUGAAGGUGCAUAUGUCCUCGAGACGAUCCAGCUACGAGACUUCAUGGCCCGAGUGCGUAUGCGUAGAUCACUCGAACCCCACUCGAUAGUGGCAGCUGCUAAUAAUGUUACAGUGCUCCUUUUCUAUGAUCACGUCCUGACCUUCGACUCAGAAGUGUCAUUCAUAUGGCAAAGCUCCGCUAGAGUAGGAAAGACACUCUUCCUGCUGAAUCGAUACUUCGCGCUGGCGUCGAAUAUCUCGUACAUUGUCAUGCUCCACGCUGGCGUCUCUCUGUCUAGUUGGUUCACGGUCGCAGCACAUACUCGGGAUAGCACAGAGGCUAUCAGGACAUGCCUUGUCAGGCUUAUGGGAGGCAGGGCAGUCACAGACCCUUUCUAUUUCGAUGCCAUCACUAGAGACUUGGGUCUAGCAUCGGCGUGGGAAGCUCUUCUUGCCUUUGAUAUAUUCAUUUUCGCCAUGGUCGUUCUGAAGGUGCUAAAAGAGUACCAUGAAGAUGGGAUGAAGGGGCUCGCAGGAGAUAGUCUAGUGAAAAGCAUCCUCCGCGACGCGUCUUCUCAGACACCUCCACAUGAAGGCGCAGCCUACUUCGUGUUCAUGACCGCUGCAAAUCUGGCAAAUAUAGUUACUUACCAUCCAUCAUGGGUGGGAUUCCUGGCCAGUCCCGCCGCAAAUGUCUCUGUGCUAGCCAUGUCCAGGCUCAUGCUACAUCUACACGAAGUCGCUAAGAGUAGACAAGUGUUCGAACUUUCGAGAGGCGCCGCAUCAGUUGGCCUUGAGUUCGAAUGGCACAGGGAUCCGGCGUCGAGCGGCGUCGGUCCAGGACUCGGAGAUGUGUAG
This is a messenger RNA of Gloeophyllum trabeum ATCC 11539, 846 nucleotides long. RefSeq lists its product as uncharacterized. The record is from RefSeq and is a predicted model, not a curated record. NCBI's taxonomy places the organism in Eukaryota, Fungi, Basidiomycota, Agaricomycetes, Gloeophyllales, Gloeophyllaceae. The transcript is spliced from 10 exons. The coding region runs from base 1 to 846 and encodes 281 amino acids.